UGAUCACUAUCCCAUCUGCAAUUGUAAUUAUCAUGUACAUAUUAGGAAACAUUCUUUCUGUUAUCUCACUGUAUAUUCUCUUUACACAUGCUGGUCUGCACAAUAAUUUUAGGAUGGUUGUGAUUUUGUUAAUUAGCUUUGGCAUAUUACGCUCUAUUGCCGUUUAUUUACUUGCUGCUAGCAAUUACGUGACGUAUGAAGCUUCACGCGAAGAUCUCAAAAGCAACUUGGUGGCAGCAUUUGUCUAUGCAAUCUGCGGCUUCGCCAUAUCAAGCUUAUUUCUGAGUAUAGAACGCUGUAUAGCAGUAUAUAAACCAAAGAAUUAUGAAAGAAAUUCAACUGCGGCUGUUCUGCCUUGCAUCACACUCAUUACAACGCUGACUCUGACAGCUGUGUUGGGAUUCUGGGCAAAUAAAAAUGGCGAAAAUCAAAUACCAUUGAUUACAGUAACCACAGCAGCAGGAUUCAUUAGUUUAAUUGUGGCAAUAACCGUUUGGAUACGAUCCAAACACCUUUGGAAAAACCGAGAUGCAUCUCUUGGUCAAAGAUUUCAAAUCGCGGAAACAAAUCGUACUUCACCCAUUUAUCUGUCGAUAUCUGUCAAUGAAUCGAUCUGUAUCAGUGCCAUGUCAGUGAUGGGAUUGCUGAUGGUACAAAAAGAGAACACUGAAACGAUGGGCACCAGCUACUUUCUAGUGCAUUUGUUAGACGCAUGUGGUGCUUGGAGGAUCAUUCUUAUAAAUUUUACACUCAUCUACUACAGUUACCUGGCCAAGAGGAGUCGACAAGCCGUCUUAGCACAUGUGACGAGAAGUGCUCAAGAUACGACAGUGGAUCAUUUUGCGGGUCUGAGAGACAUGUGGAAAUAA
Molecule: messenger RNA, 869 nt
Organism: Cylicocyclus nassatus
Lineage: Eukaryota; Metazoa; Nematoda; Chromadorea; Rhabditida; Strongylidae
Source: the annotation of a GenBank genome assembly